Lipotes vexillifer (Yangtze River dolphin) is the source of this 978-nucleotide messenger RNA. RefSeq names its product serine protease 22 (gene PRSS22). The transcript is spliced from 6 exons. Gene Ontology annotation, molecular function: serine-type endopeptidase activity. Gene Ontology annotation, biological process: proteolysis. NCBI's taxonomy places the organism in Eukaryota, Metazoa, Chordata, Mammalia, Artiodactyla, Lipotidae. The record is from RefSeq and is a predicted model, not a curated record. The coding region runs from base 1 to 978 and encodes 325 amino acids.
AUGGUGGUUCCCGAGACUCUCCCUGCCCUGGGGAGGCACUACGUCAGGAUUGUAACCUCCCUGCUGCUUCUGGCUGCUCCAGCCACCCUAGCUGCUGCCAAGACAGCUGGCCCCCCAGCCUGUGGAAAGCCCCAACACCUGAACCGAAUCGUGGGUGGUGAGGACAGCACCGAUGCUGAGUGGCCCUGGCUUGUGAGCAUCCAGAAGAAUGGCACCCACUACUGUGCAGGCUCCCUGCUCACCAACCGCUGGGUGCUCACGGCCGCCCACUGCUUCAAGGGCCAUCUGAACAAACCAGCCCUGUUCUCUGUGCUGCUGGGGGCCUGGAAGCUGGGGAACCCUGGCCCGAGGUCCCAGGAGGUGGGUAUUGCCUGGGUGAAACCCCACCCUGUGUACUCCUGGAAGGAAGGCGCCCGUGCUGACAUCGCCUUGGUGCGCCUGGAGCACAGCAUCCAGUUCUCUGAACGCAUCCUGCCCAUCUGCCUGCCUGAUUCCUCCGUCCAUCUCCUUCCGGACACCAACUGCUGGGUUGCUGGCUGGGGGAGUAUCCACGAUGGAGUGCCCCUGCCCCACCCUCAGACCCUCCAGAAGCUAAAGGUUCCCAUCAUCGACUCAGCAGUCUGCAGCCGCCUGUACUGGCGGGGAGCCGGGCAGGGCGCCAUUACGGAGGACAUGCUAUGUGCCGGCUACCUGGAGGGGGAGCGGGACGCCUGUCUGGGCGACUCCGGAGGCCCCCUGAUGUGCCAGGUCGAGCGCACCUGGCUACUGGCGGGCGUCAUCAGCUGGGGCGAGGGCUGUGCGGAGCGCAACCGGCCCGGCGUCUACAUCAGCCUAGCCGCCCACCGCUCCUGGGUACAGAGGAUCGUGCAAGGGGUGCAGCUCCACGGGCACUCGCAGGGUAGCGGGCCCACAGGACGCCGGGGACGGGCUCUGGGGGCGCGGCGAGCUCGCAGGGCCGCCCGGGGCCGCGGGGUUUAG